Equus quagga is the source of this 5743-nucleotide messenger RNA. It is a transcript of the gene EFL1, whose product is annotated as elongation factor like GTPase 1. Gene Ontology annotation, biological process: cytosolic ribosome assembly. The transcript is spliced from 19 exons. Lineage: Eukaryota; Metazoa; Chordata; Mammalia; Perissodactyla; Equidae. Bases 2467 to 5664 code for a protein of 1065 amino acids. The record is from RefSeq and is a predicted model, not a curated record. Gene Ontology annotation, molecular function: GTP binding; GTPase activity; ribosome binding. Gene Ontology annotation, cellular component: ribonucleoprotein complex; cytosol.
UCCGGGGACUGAGGGGCGUGUCUCCACCCGUGUCAGAGGAGCGACGCCGCGGGCGGUCGACAGUGAUGGUCGCCGAGGAGCGAGUCUUAUUUCCUUUACAAGUUUGAUGUCAGAAGCUCGCGGGAAGGCGUGUGAAAUGAACAGCUGCCUAGUGGUUAGCGUUCUUCUGUGUCGUGUACUGCACUGUUUUUAACGCGACCUUGAGUUUUUGUUAAAAAUCUGAAGAGUUUUUGAAAUGGCUGUGUCAUAGGAAAAGCCUGUAGUCUUGACAUAAUGUUCUCAGAACUUAUGUUUUGUGGUUCUGUUGAACUCAGCAGGGACGUAGUGAAUAUCUGCUCGGUUAAGGUAUUCUGCUGGGUGUGUCGGAAGGUACAGACUUCUGAAUAGGGCGUCAGCCCAGCUGUAGAGGAGACGGGGGCUGAGGCGGGGCAAAAUGAGGCAAAAAGUAGAUUGCCGGGGUCGGGAGAACCCGAGGCUCGGGAAGCUCGGUGUGGGUCAAGGAAAGGCGUCCCAGCAUAGUUCGUCUUACCGAUGACCCUGGAAGGGGAACCAGGAGGGCAGUGGAGACCACAUUCCAGGCGGGAAUCGUGUCAGCAAGGGAGGAGGGAAUGUGUGAGACCGCAGCGCGGGACAGGGAGGGCAGGGUCGAGGUGGGGCAGGUGUGGCUGUUACACCCAGACGUUGCUUCCUGCUCAGCCGGCUCUUGGCUUCAGGCUGCUCAGUUCGGGCAGCCACAGCAGGGUGCCAGGAGUGGGUGUGUGAGAGGAAGCCUGGUCCCCGUGCUGAAGGUGAGGGAGUCGCAGUUGAGGAUGAAGAGUUGGGCGGGCGCGUCCCACAGAGCCUUCAUCCUGGUGAGCUCUGGGAUGGGGCUCAGUGUCCCGCUCUGCAGCCAGACCACCUGAGUGCGGAGCUCUGUCUCAGGUUCCUUUGCUCCUUGGCUCCAGUAUCCGGCAUCUGCUAACUGGGACAGAAACCGUCGCUGCCCUAUAGGCCUGUGAGGGUUAAACGUGAUGGUAGAGGAAGUCCAUGGCAGGUACACGCUUCGUUAUGAAGACAAUCAUUAACAUUAAUCGUUAGGUACUAGGCAGCCACUGGGAGAACAGAAUAAGUGCGGGUGUUGUAAUCAAAUCAGACGUUACAAAGGGCAGUCUGGUGGAAGUUUAGGAUGAACUGAAAGGCAGAAAGGAGGUUAGGUGGCUGUUGCCUUUGAUAAAAUAGCUGAAGUGAAGAAGUAUGGGAACUGAGAGGAGGAGUUAAUGGGUUGCUUUAUAGGUGAAGCUGACUGAGAAUGUGUGUCAUACAAAUCCAGUGACCGACCCUGCCCCAUGAGUUUUUCUAAUUAUGCUGCUCACAUUUUGAGGACAUGAGGUUCGACAACAGUAUUUUUUUGCUUUGUGAAUUAAAUCGUGUGGCAAGUCAGUGGCAUGUGUGUGUAUAACAAAUUACUUUUAAAUUUACUUUUUAAAGUUAUGUUAAAAUAGUACUGUCCUGGAAAACCUGUCGUUUGUUUAUUCAUUCAACAAAUGUUCAUUGAGUGUUUCUUACAUGCCAAGCAUUGUUCUGGUCCUGGAGGUACAGCCAUGAAUAAAGCGGAGUCCCUGCUUUUGUGGCGCUUGCUUUCCAGGGGAUCUGUGCUUGCCGUGCUUGGAGUGAGUUCUCCCUGGGGUGGCAGGAAGGCGAUGCUGUGGGCUUGUGUGCUGACAAGACAUUUGCGUGGCGCACAGGUGACACAGUGUUAAAGGUCCUCAGUGCUCCUGCUGAUUGGUCUCUGGUUUGAAGUAUUUCACACAGAUUCCAUAGCUUUGCUAAAAUUCCUAGGCUGCAGUAGACUUCUUUGUUCUGAGGAAAAAACUCUCCUUUUGUUACUCCAACUCUCAGCUGCAGUAAUUGUAUAUACCCCCAGCGUUCUCUGAACAAAGUUACCUGUCUGUACCACUUGAAAUUGUGUCGGCUUAACAAAGGUGACUAUAAAUGUGUACUUGAGUAUACAAAGAAUUUCUUUUAUGGUAGAGCAGACUCCUAGGUCUCUGUGUGGAUACCAGGUAGCAUCAGUAGCUGCAGUGUAGCCGAUGCCCUCCACAGGCGUACAGACAGUGGGAGAUAGGGUAAAUUUCCUGAAUUUCUUUGCUAAGUAAGUAUUUUUCUUGAGACAGUUUAACUGGCAAAUGCCAGCUAAUGCCAUACGAGGAAACAUGGCAGAAGAUUAUGUUCUGUUUCUUGGUGCUGUUUUACCCAGUAUACUAUUCAGACACAGAAAUGAUUGCUGUACUGUCUUUUUGUCCUUCUGAGCUAUUAUGGGUUUAAGUUUAUAGGUGUGGUCACCACUAUGGAUAUCGGAUGAUUGAUGUAAUAGUUACCAUAAACUUGAUCAAAUUCUCGCAGGACUGAUGAAAAACGACUCUGGCUGACUGUCUCAUAUCUAGCAAUGGGAUCAUCUCCAGCCGCCUGGCAGGCAAGUUAAGGUACAUGGACAGCAGAGAAGAUGAACAGAUCCGAGGGAUCACUAUGAAAUCCAGUGCCAUUUCACUCCAUUAUACAGAAGGUCGCGAGGAGUACCUCAUCAACCUGAUCGACUCCCCGGGGCAUGUGGACUUCUCCUCGGAGGUCUCCACAGCCGUGCGCAUCUGCGAUGGGUGCCUCAUCGUGGUGGACGCAGUGGAGGGAGUCUGCCCGCAGACACAGGCAGUUCUGCGACAAGCCUGGCUUGAAAACAUCCGUCCAGUUUUAGUGAUUAAUAAGAUAGAUCGCCUGAUAGUGGAACUGAAAUUCACCCCCCAGGAGGCCUAUUCUCACCUCAAGAAUAUCUUAGAACAGAUUAACGCACUCACAGGAACUCUUUUUACUUCUAAAGUCCUAGAAGAAAGAGCAGAAAGGGAGGCUGGAUCCCAGGUGAAUCUAGACCCUGAACAAGGGGAGCAGGUGUAUGACUGGAGCGCUGGCCUGGAGGACUCCGAUGAUUCCCACCUCUACUUCUCUCCAGACCAGGGAAACGUGGUGUUCGCAAGUGCGGUGGAUGGCUGGGGCUUCUCAAUUGAGCACUUUGCCGACAUCUACAGUCAGAAAAUUGGCAUCAGAAAGGAGGUUCUUUUGAGAACCUUGUGGGGAGAUUACUACGUAAAUAUGAAGGCUAAGAAGAUUAUGAAGGUUGACCAGGCAAAAGGAAAGAAACCUCUAUUUGUACAGUUGAUCCUGGAAAAUAUAUGGAGUUUGUAUGAUGCCGUCUUGAAAAAGGACAAAGAAAAAAUUGAUAAAAUCGUGACUUCUUUAGGAUUAAAAAUUGGAGCCCGGGAGGCACGGCAUUCAGAUCCUAAAGUUCAAAUCAAUGCCAUUUGCAGUCAGUGGCUACCCAUAUCCAAGGCUGUUCUUGCUAUGGUGUGUCAGAAACUUCCUAGUCCCCUUGAUAUUACAGCUGAGAGAGUGGAGAAACUGAUGUGCACAGGAUCACAAACGUUUGACUCUCUUCCACCAGAAACUCAGGCACUGAAAGCAGCCUUUAUGAAAUGUGGAAGUGAAGAGACUGCUCCAGUUAUUAUCUUUGUUUCCAAAAUGUUUGCAGUUGAUGCUAAGGCUUUGCCUCAGAAUAAGCCAAGACCUCUCACUCAAGAAGAAAUUGCUCAGAGACGUGAGCGUGCGAGACAAAGGCAUGCAGAGAAGCGCUCAGCCGGGCAGGGGCAGGCGCCCUCAGAGCCCACCCAAGAUGGGAGUGCCCUUGAAACAAGUCCAGAGGGAGGAGAACCAAAAGGUGAUGAGCAACAGGUGGAGAGUGUGACCCCUAAGCCUGUGUCCCAGGAAGGAGACAGCCAGGAGUCUUUUGUUGCAUUCGCUCGAGUGUUCAGUGGUGUGGCUCGAAGAGGAAAGAAAAUUUUUGUCUUGGGGCCCAAAUACAGUCCAGUUGAGUUUUUGCAGCGGGUGCCCUUGGGCUUUGCAGCCCCGCUGGACGACCUGCCCCCGGUCCCCCACCUGGCACGCUGCUCUCUGGAUCACCUGUAUCUUCUCAUGGGAAGGGAGCUGGAAGCUCUCGAGGAAGUCCCUCCGGGAAAUGUGCUGGGAAUAGGAGGCCUUCAAGACUUUGUGCUGAAGUCUGCAACGCUGUGCAGCUCACCAUGCUGCCCGCCAUUUAUACCACUCAGCUUUGAAGCCACCCCUAUUGUGAGGGUUGCUGUUGAACCAAAACACCCAAGUGAAAUGCCUCAGCUCGUCAGAGGAAUGAAGCUGUUAAACCAAGCGGAUCCCUGCGUCCAGGUUUUAAUUCAGGAGACAGGAGAGCACGUCUUGGUCACAGCAGGGGAAGUCCAUCUUCAGCGAUGCCUGGAUGAUUUAAAAGAAAGGUUUGCAAAGAUUCAAAUCAGUGUAUCUGAACCCAUUAUUCCAUUCAGAGAAACAAUCACAAAACCCCCAAAAGUUGACAUGGUCAAUGAAGAAAUAGGCAGACAACAGAAAGUUGCGGUCAUACACCAAACAAAAGAAGAUCAAAGCAAGAUUCCUGAAGGAGUCCCAGUCGACUCUGAUGGACUGGUCACCAUCACAACUCCCAAUAAGCUCGCCACACUCCACGUUCGAGCUGUGCCCCUUCCAGAAGAAGUCACGCAGAUUCUGGAAGAAAAUAGUGAUUUGAUUCGUUCUAUGGAGCAGUUGACAUCGUCUUUGAAUGAGGGUAAAAAUACUCACAUGAUUCACCAGAAGAUCCAAGAGAAAAUUUGGGAAUUCAAAGGAAAACUAGAGCAGCAUCUAACAGGAAGAAAGUGGAGGAACACUGUUGACCGAAUCUGGUCAUUUGGCCCAAGAAAAUGUGGGCCAAACAUAUUAGUAAAUAAAAGUGAAGACUUUCAGAGCUCAGUCUGGACAGGCGCAGCUGGCAAGGCUUCAAAAGAAGCCAGUAGAUACCGAGAUUUGGGCAAUAGCAUCGUGAGUGGCUUCCAGCUGGCAACGCUCUCUGGCCCCAUGUGUGAGGAGCCUCUCAUGGGCGUCUGUUUUGUUCUGGAAAAAUGGGACCUGAGUAAAUUUGAGGAACAAGGAGCAAGUGAUAAGCGGACUCAAGAGCAAAGUGAUUUGGAGCAAGAGGGACAGGGGGAAGGUGAAAACCAACAGCCACAAAGUGGCUGCUCAGAGCCCCUUGAGAAGAGGGCUCCCCCGAAGGGAGAGCCUGCCCUCGCUGACUGCUACGGACCCUUCUCGGGACAGCUGAUCGCCGCCAUGAAGGAAGCGUGUCGCUACGCCCUGCAGGUGAAGCCACAGCGUCUCAUGGCGGCCAUGUAUACCUGCGACAUCAUGGCCACCGGUGAUGUGCUCGGUCGGGUCUACGCCGUGUUGUCGAAGAGGGAAGGUCGGGUACUUCAGGAGGAGAUGAAGGAGGGGACGGACGUGUUCACCAUCAAGGCGGUGCUGCCGGUGGCUGAGAGCUUCGGCUUUGCGGAUGAGAUCAGGAAGAGGACGAGCGGCCUGGCCAGCCCGCAGCUGGUGUUCAGCCACUGGGAGGUCAUUCCCAGCGACCCCUUCUGGGUGCCGACCACUGAGGAGGAAUACUUGCACUUUGGGGAGAAGGCUGACUCGGAGAACCAGGCCCGGAAGUACAUGAAUUCUGUGCGGAAGCGGAAGGGGCUUCAUGUGGAAGAAAAGAUUGUGGAGCACGCGGAAAAGCAGAGGACCCUCGGCAGAAACAAGUAGCCGUCACCCCUGGAGGGUCCUUCUCUUUCCAAUAAAUUAAAAAAUGUCGCCCAGGUUUGACACUGGGACAAUUUCUUUA